Melospiza melodia melodia is the source of this 3265-nucleotide messenger RNA. RefSeq names its product zinc finger and BTB domain containing 7A (gene ZBTB7A). Gene Ontology annotation, molecular function: protein binding; RNA polymerase II cis-regulatory region sequence-specific DNA binding; DNA-binding transcription factor activity, RNA polymerase II-specific. The transcript has 3 exons. The coding region runs from base 78 to 1712 and encodes 544 amino acids. Gene Ontology annotation, biological process: regulation of transcription by RNA polymerase II. The record is from RefSeq and is a predicted model, not a curated record. NCBI's taxonomy places the organism in Eukaryota, Metazoa, Chordata, Aves, Passeriformes, Passerellidae.
GCCCGCCCGCCUCGGCACGGCGCGGCCCGCUCCGCUCGCCCGGACCGCUCGGCCCCCGCCCGCCUUUAGCCUGGAAGAUGGCGGGUGGCGUGGACGGCCCCAUAGGGAUCCCGUUCCCGGAUCACAGCAGCGACAUCCUCAGCAGCCUGAAUGAGCAGAGGAACAACGGGCUGCUGUGCGACGUGGUCAUCCUGGUGGAAGGCCAGGAGUUCCCCACCCACCGCUCCGUCCUGGCGGCGUGCAGCCAGUACUUCAAGAAGCUCUUCACCUCAGGGUUAGUGGUGGACCAGCAGAACGUGUAUGAGAUAGACUUUGUGAGUGCGGACGCGCUGUCGGCGCUGCUGGAGUUCGCCUACACCGCGACCCUCACCGUCAGCACUUCCAACGUCAACGACAUCCUCAACGCCGCCACGCUGCUGGAGAUCCCGGCCGUCAGGGAUGUCUGCACGGAUCUCCUGGAGAGGAAGAUUCUGGCCAAAAAUGACCAGAUGGAUACAGUAGAUCAAAUUGAUCAGAGGAACCAUCUCAGAGCAAAAGAGUACCUGGAGUUCUUCCAGAGCAACCCCGUGAACGGCCACCAAGGCAGCUUUCCGUGGACCAACCCAGAGUUGAGAGACCUUCAGAGACUGAACUUCCGAGGCCAAGAGGAGGAGGAGGAGGCGAACUGCAACGGCCUGGACUUCUACUCGCAAGCCACCCCAACCGAAAGACCAAAGGCAAGUGACUGUGACCCCGACAGCAACCCGGCCAUGUGGCUGGAGCGCGAGGACGAGGAGCAGGUGGGCGGCGGGAUGUUCUCCCCUUCCCAGAACGGACAUUACAGCAGCCGCGGCCUGGCCACCCCGGCCGAGGAGGAGGGGGGCACCCCCAGGGGCCCCCUGGACCCGCAGGAGGCCGGGGACUCGCCCAGCUUCAUCCCCACGGGCACGGAGACGGAGGACGAUGCCAGGGAGGUGGAUGACCUGGCCGCCAGCGCCCUGCUCCAGCAGAUGAUCAACUCGGUGGGGCGGCAGCAGCUCGGCGACGACGACCGCAAGGACGAGGACGGGGUCAUGGAUUAUUACUUGAAAUAUUUCGGCAGUUCCAGCGAGGGCGACGUGUACCCGUCCUGGUCGCAGAAGGUGGAGAAGAAGAUCAGGGCGAAAGCAUUCCAGAAGUGCCCCAUCUGCGAGAAGGUGAUCCAGGGCGCCGGGAAGCUGCCGCGCCACAUCCGCACCCACACCGGGGAGAAGCCCUACGAGUGCAACAUCUGCAACGUCAGAUUCACCAGGCAGGACAAGCUGAAGGUGCACAUGCGGAAGCACACGGGGGAGAAGCCCUACCUGUGCCAGCAGUGCGGCGCCGCCUUCGCCCACAACUACGACUUGAAGAACCACAUGCGGGUGCACACGGGGCUGCGGCCGUACCAGUGCGACAGCUGCUGCAAGACUUUCGUCCGCUCCGACCACCUGCACAGGCACCUUAAAAAAGAUGGAUGCAACGGGAUCCCGUCGCGGAGGGGCCGCAAGCCGCGGGUCAGGGAGGCCGGCGGGGCCUUGCCCCCCACGCCCACGGAGGACGGGAGCGCCCCGGCCCCCGAGGCCGAGGACGCGGCCGCGGGCAGCGAGGAGCAGCAGCAGCAGCAGCACUUUGAGGAGAAUUCCAAUAACGAAGCGCCGGGAUUGAAUGUAGCAGGAGGGUCGGAUGAGGGUAAUGAGCAAGGACUCUCCUAAACCAAAAAAAAAAAAAAAAAAAAAAAAAAAAAAGAAAAGAAAACCAUAAAACCAACCCCAAGCGAUGAAACGAUGAAACAAAGUCACAAAAUCUAGUUAGUACUUUUCCUCCGAUUUUUCUCUUUAAAAGAUGUUUCUCUCCCUUUUUUUUAAGGAAAAAAGAAAAAAAAAGCUACAAAAAAAAGAAAAAAAAAAAAGAGAGAUAUUAUAUUAAUGUUUUCCAAUCUUCCCAUCGUAAGCGGGGCUCUCCCCCGAGGAUCCCUCAUAGCCAAGGACCUUUUCUUGGAAAGGCAAGGACGCUAGGGAAGCACGAGGUGGGGAUGGAAAGUGGCUCUGUCGCAUGGAAAAGAGCUUCCAUGUAAAUCCAAAGCUUUAUUUUGUGUCCAAACACAUGUUUAAAAAAAAAAAAGAAAAGAAAAAAAAACUUAUUUCAGAGAGAGAUCUAUUUAAGAAAAAAAAAGGAAAAAAUAGAAAAAAAAAAAAGGAGUGGUAGGAGUUGGAAGGGCUGUGGCAGGGCAGGGUUUGGGAUUUGGGGGCCGGGGGCUCCUUCCCAGGAGAUGUGGGUCAGGAUUUGGGGUCUGUCCCCAGCCCCCCCUGAGUGCGAGGCUCAGUCGGGCAGCGAGGGCUCCGGGUGGGGAGAAAUUUCUGGAAAUUGCUGGGAAAAUUGCCUAAAAAAAAAAAUCAAAAAUCAUGUGAGAGAGAGAGAGAGGGCAGCAGGUUCGGCAGGGUUUGUGUCGGGCACCCGGGGCUGGGGACGCUGGAGAUGGGGACAGGGCAGGGCUGGGGACACCGGGAUGGGACAGCAGGGUGGGGACACAGGGAUGGCUCAGCCGUGCUGUGGAUCCCGUGUCCAUCCCUGUGUCCAUCCCCGUGUCCAUCCCCGUGUCCAUCCCCGUGUCCAUCCCUGUGUCCAUCCCCGUGUCCCUCCUGGUCCCUCCUGUCCCUCCCCAUGUCCCCACGCCGUCCCCACCCCGCGGUGCCCAGGAAGUGCCUGAGUCAGCCCAGCCCCCGCUGCCGGCAGAAUUUGGGGCUGGGGGGUCCCAAAUCCCCCCCAGGGAAUUUUUAUUUUCCCCCACCCCUCUCCCUCCUCCCCCAGGGAAUUUUUCCCUCCCCAGCGCAGCCCCAAAAACGCCUCCAAAUCCCUUUGGCAAAAAGGUUCUUUGGGGCGACCCUAAAGGAGCAGGAGGCCUUUGGGGAGGGGGAGCAGCUUGCAGCCCCCCCAGCCCCAUUCCCAAAAAGAAAAGAGAAGAAAAUAUAUAUAAAUAUAUAUCUAGAGAUGCUCUAUGGCUGGAGAGGCGGGUCCCGACCCUCGGGGGGAAAAGGCACCUUUGAGUUGGUCACCUGUUUUCUAAAUGCACAUUUUUAAAUGCUAAAAAAGAAAAAAAAAAGAAAAAAAAAAAGAGUAAAAAACCAGAGAGAUUUUAAGCCCUUUUAUUUUCAAAGCACUUUUUAGAUUCUCUUCCUUUUAUUUUAAUUUUUUGUUGGUUAUUUUGGGGUUUUUUUUCCUUUUUUUUUUUUUUUUUUUUUUUUUUUUUUUUUUUUUUUUUUUUUUU